Eruca vesicaria subsp. sativa (arugula) is the source of this 1013-nucleotide messenger RNA. NCBI's taxonomy places the organism in Eukaryota, Viridiplantae, Streptophyta, Magnoliopsida, Brassicales, Brassicaceae. The record is from the annotation of a GenBank genome assembly.
GCCGCCUCACAUGGGACCCACAAGACCCAAAACCACACAUCCUCGUCCUCCCAGACAACCACGUCACGUUAACAAUCGCCGAGACCGACGCUGACUUCUCAUUUCUCUCAUCUAAAGAGCCACGUCCCGAGACAGAGAUACGUUCUUUAGUACCAGAGCUUAACUCUCUCUCUCUUCUUUCUCUCCAAGUAACGCUCUUCCUCCAGAACCAAGGCUUCUCCAUUGGUUUAACAGCUCAUCACUCAGCUAUGGAUGACCGUACCAUCAUCAACGUUCCCGCUUCUCUUGACGCAAGAAUCAUAAACUUUUUGGGAGACAAGAACUGUGUGAGAUCACUUAAGCUGCCUCCUGUUGUGGAGAUUAGUCCAGAGAUUAUCAGGAUUACUCUCGAGUUGACUCGGGAGAAUGUUGACAAACUAAAGGAGCAAGCUAAACACGAGUCAGCUCGGUCUAACCUUCACCUGUCAACGUUUGUCGUCACCAGCGCUUACCUUUGGUCGUGUUUGGUGAAAACGCGUGGAGGUGGUGACGUGGAUAGACCGGUUCGGUUUAUGUACGCAGCUGAUUUCAGGAACCGGUUGGGUGAACCGGUUCCAGAGAGUUACUUUGGGAACUGUGUGUUUCCGACAGGGUGUUUCGGACAUAGAGCGGGAGUUGUGUCGGGAGGAGAUGGUUUUGUUAAAGCGGUUGAGAUUAUAAGCGGUUCGGUUAGAGUUGUUGUUGGUUCGGGAAAUAUUGAAGGGGUUUGCGAGUUGUAUAUUGAUGGGACGAAGAGUGUUGAACCGGGUACGCAGACUACGUCUGUUGUUGGGUCGAACCGGUUUGGGUUGUAUGAGUCGGAUUUUGGGUGGGGAAAACCGGUUAGUUGUGAGACUGUGUCUAUUGACCGGAGCGAGGCGUUUUCUAUGUCUGAGAGGAGGGAUGAGUCUGGUGGUGUGGAGAUUGGUUUGUGUUUGAAGAAGUGUGAGAUGGAUUUGUUUGUUUCUUUAUUUCAAAAUGGUUUGGAAAAUUAA